Molecule: messenger RNA, 549 nt
Organism: Aureobasidium vineae
Lineage: Eukaryota; Fungi; Ascomycota; Dothideomycetes; Dothideales; Saccotheciaceae
Source: the annotation of a GenBank genome assembly
AUGAUCCCUUACAACAUGAGAGCUGUUGGAAACGAUGAUGGCCGUGGCUGGACAAGACUCUCUGGCAAUGACAUGACGAACCUGAACAAGCCAAAGGAGCAGACAUCUCGUCCAUCAUGUCGCUACACAGCACCCAACCAUUUUGCAACAUCAAACUACGACAUGUAUACCAGUCCGGUCACCGCGUCCGUAGGAUCCAGAAGAUCCGUUCUGUCGAGCUAUGCGCUGCCCUCGCCCCUACCCUCGACUGUCGAGAUGCAAGAUCUGGGUACUCCAUCAACCAGCCGUCAAGAUCCGCCAGCACCUGGUACUCUCCCAACACCAGCUACACAACCAAACAACCCACGCAGAUCACUCUUCAUGGGUCCUUGGUCUGCUACACUCCUCUGGAUGGCCCUCUUCAUCAUCGCAAUGGGCCUGCACCCCCUCCACUUCACACCAGAGCCCUGGAGUUGGACCGGAUGGGCACGCCCCGGUCAACACGAACUGCUGAGCGUUAAACAAGUCAUCUUCGCCACUGUACCCAAAAAGGCCAUCUGGGGUUUGUGA